AAAAUUUUCCCUCUGACCGAAUCAAAAAAUGGAAGUUAGUGAAACUCAAACAGCUGUUUCAAGUUUCGAUCUCAACUCCAAGCCUCCGUUCUACCACACGUCUUCUUCUUCCUCGGACUACGUUAACACCGGAUUUCCUCGGGGAUCCGAAAGGUCCGGUUUUUUCUCCACGGAUAGUCCGAAAGAAGAGAGCGAAUCGGAUUCCGUGUCGGGGAAUAUGAACAACAAUGGCGGUGGACUUAAAAUGCCGUUGUUUUCGAUCGACGGUGGAGAUUCUUCGGUUGAGAAUCACGGCAGUGGGCUUUCGUGGAAGACGAACGCGGCGGUUAAGGUUCAGAAGGUGUAUAGGAGUUACCGGACACGGCGUAGGUUAGCAGAUUCCGCUGUUGUCGCUGAAGAACUCUGGUGGCAGGUAUUGGAUUAUGCAAGGCUUAAGCGCAGCACGAUUUCGUUCUUCGAUGAUUUAAAACCUGAAACUGCUGCUUCAAGGUGGAAUCGCGUCCUCUUAAAUGCUUCCAAGAUCGGGAAGGGAUUGUCCGAAGACGCUAAAGCACAGAAAUUGGCUUUUCAGCAUUGGAUUGAAGCUAUUGAUCCACGCCAUCGAUACGGGCAUAAUUUGCAUAUAUACUACGAAGAGUGGUGCAAAACUGAUGCUGGUCAACCAUUUUUCUACUGGUUGGAUGUAGGGGAUGGCAAAGAUAUUAAUCUCGACGAGUGCCCGAGAUCGAAGCUCCGACAGCAAUGCAUAACGUAUCUCGGACCUCAAGAGAGGGUAAAUUAUGAGUACAUUGUUGUUGAAGGAAAGAUCAUCCAUAAACUAACUGGACAUGAACUCGAUACAAUCAAAGGAUCGAAAGAGGGGAAAUGGAUAUUCGUGAUGAGCACCUCAAAGAAAUUGUAUGCCGGCAAGAAGAAGAAAGGAAUGUUUCAUCAUUCGAGUUUCUUGGCUGGAGGAGCAACAUUAGCAGCUGGUAGGCUGGAGGCGGAGGAUGGAGUUCUUAAGUCAAUAUCUGCAUAUAGUGGACAUUACCGGCCGACCAAUGAUAGUCUCGAUAGUUUCUUAUCGAUUUUGAAGGAGAACGGAGUGAACCUCGACGAAGUUGAGAUACCACAGGCAACUGAUGAUUCCGAUAUCUAUGAUGAUGGAAAAGCCAGUAGCUUCGAGAAAUCGGUUGAAUUCUCAGUAAGCUCGGUGCGAACUAAACCUGAAAUCGAUGAUACAGCGAACAACUUGUCAUCCGAAUCAUCCGAAACCAAUCAAACCAAGACCACAAAUACUUACAGAAGGUCUUUAUCCGGUGGUCUUCAAAGUCCGAGAGCCGAGGUGCCCGAAAAAGCCAUAUUGCAAAGGAUCAACUCCAAGAAGGCAGUGAACUCGUAUCAAUUAGGACAUCAACUGUCCCACAAAUGGUCGACCGGAGCAGGACCAAGGAUUGGGUGCAUCGCGGAUUACCCCGUAGAACUGAGACAACAAGCACUAGAGUUUGUCAACCUAUCUCCGAGAACUCAAACCCCUUCACCUCUCUGGUCUCCAAGAACACCACGGACCCCUACCACGCCUUCGGCAUGCCGGAGUCCCGGUGGCCUUGCAUCAACUACAUCUCAACCGGCGUCGAAUAUUGCUAAUGCUGAUGGGAUUUCCGGCAUCUAACUGUAACAUACCAUCAGAUUAAUCUUUAGGGUUUCAGGAUAAACUGAUCUGCUUUAAUGUUUUACUUGGCUAGUAGUAAUAGCAUUAUCAUUAGUUACAUCUUUAA
Molecule: messenger RNA, 1757 nt
Organism: Hibiscus syriacus
Lineage: Eukaryota; Viridiplantae; Streptophyta; Magnoliopsida; Malvales; Malvaceae
Product: IQ domain-containing protein IQM3-like
Exons: 9
Coding region: 29-1651 (540 amino acids)
Molecular function (GO): protein binding
Source: RefSeq, a predicted model, not a curated record